AUGCUUAUGGAAAAUGGAACUCUGGGAAUAAUCGAGAUGUCCAAACAAAAUAAACUCCCUUUAGUUGAUUACCUCAUUGGUAUGCGCCAAGUUUCACCGGCUGGUGAAAUUUCUUACGAUGAUGAUGGGAAGCAUGCUGAUCAGGAUUCGCCACAUUUUACUCGUGUUUACAAACAGCUGAAAGCGGCUGAUGUGUUUUUUGACGCGUACAGCUCCGCAAUAUCUUUUAUUCAUUCGGAAAGCACCAAGGACGAAUUUCCUCUCAAAGUCUCUAUGUUUUCUCACUUUGCAACACCUAUGGAGCGCCGUAUUAAAGAGUUGUCAUACGAGGAUAAACUGUGGCUAGUGAUUGAAAUUUUGGUUCCGAUUUCCGAAUCCUGCUCACUCAGCUCGCCAUCCACCAUCAGUCUUUCCGCCCUUGCUAACCACUUUCUCGGCCCUCCAUCUGAUGCACCGGUAUCUGGUCUUAUAACAUCUGAGCCUAGCAGCAGGCUAGCGAUGCAGAUAAACUGCUCAGUGCCACAGACGACUUUCCCCCUUCACAAUGAUUCUUACGCUGAUGGUCUUGAUGAUUGUCACUCCACUAUUGAAGCUGACUCCAAGUCACUUUUGCCUCAGCCUCUAGCUCGUUUGCCGAGUGAUUUUUGGCGUUUACACAUCAGUGUUUUGCCGAUGCUGGAUAAUGAACUAUCUGUUUUGCCCCCUAAGACCCCAUCUGAAUCAACGCUAAUAACUCACUUAUCUGGCAAUUUCCUGGGGACUUCUACCAAGGAGCCUUUACAUGACUCUUCUUAUUCUGAUGUACAAGCUGGCGAGCAUAGCUUUGUCUUCACUCAUACUGAAGGCUGGUUUGACGCUGAAUUUAAGCCGUUCUCAUCUAAGUUGGUUUAUCCUGACAUUUUUUUCUUCAUUAUAAUCUAUUCCUGUCGCCGCUUGAUUCUGCCUCCCUCUUGGACUCGUUUGGUCACUCAGCAUCGCGCCCAUCCAACAAGCAGGUCAAGUAUAAUCUCUCAUUCAGCUCCCUCUUGUUCCCAUCAUUCUGACGAUUCCUACCACCUUGACAUCGGUGCUCCGAAAACCGACGCAAUUACGGCCACUUGUUCUAACCUAUCCUGUCCUCUACAGCCUCUCUGUUUAGAGGUUGUUGUUUCCCUUGAGUUAAUUUCACCUGAUUGCAUGUCUUGCUUGAUCAAAAUGAACGACAAUGAGGUAUCUUCCAAAGAUGACUCCAGAAAGUUGGCUUGGUUGGAGCUUAACCGGCUAGCUGGGCUUCCAGAAAUGCAGCCAGGCAGGUCGUACAAAUAUAUGUAG
Protopolystoma xenopodis is the source of this 1311-nucleotide messenger RNA. The record is from the annotation of a GenBank genome assembly. NCBI's taxonomy places the organism in Eukaryota, Metazoa, Platyhelminthes, Monogenea, Polystomatidea, Polystomatidae.